AUGAUCCCUGUUACUGGCUAUAAAGUAGAAGAAGAUUUCACUGUCUUUCUCCUGAAGACCCUCAUUGGACGUGUUGGUGAGGAAAACGAAAUUCAGAAGGUUCCCACGACAAAACUAAACCAAGACGUUCACAAGUGCUCCUGGCACCGGGACUGUGGUGUCUGCACUGCGUCACUGGCAGCUCUCACAGCAGCUGAGAUGUCACAUUCAGACACCCUCACCGGCACAGCAGACACGAAGGUGUUUGAAUGGCUCCAGCCCAUUUGCCCUGUUGAAAGCCGAUUUGGUGGCGCCCACAGUCAGGCUGAGUUCCCACUCCGAGCUCUGCAGUUUAAGAGAGGUCUGCUGCAUGAAUUCCGGAAAGGCAACACUUCCAAGGAGCAGGUUCACCUCCAUGACCUGGUACAGCAGCUCCCCAAAGCCAUUAUCAUUGGGGUGCGGAAAGGGGGCACUAGGGCCCUACUAGAGAUGCUGAACCUCCAUCCUGCAGUGGUCAAAGCUUCUCAAGAGAUCCACUUCUUCGACAAUGACGAGAACUAUGCUAAGGGCAUUGAGUGGUACAGGAAAAAGAUGCCUUUUUCCUACCCUCAGCAAAUCACAAUUGAAAAGAGCCCGGCCUAUUUCAUCACAGAGGAGGUUCCAGAAAGGAUUUACAAAAUGAACUCAUCCAUCAAGCUGUUGAUCAUUGUCAGGGAGCCGACCACACGAGCGAUUUCUGAUUACACUCAGGUGCUAGAGGGGAAGGAAAGGAAGAACAAAACAUACUAUAAGUUCGAGAAGCUAGCCAUAGACCCUAACACCUGCGAGGUGAACACGAAAUACAAAGCGGUUAGGACCAGCAUCUACACAAAACAUCUGGAGCGCUGGCUCAAGUACUUUCCAAUUGAACAGUUCCACGUCGUGGAUGGAGACCGCCUCAUCACUGAGCCUCUGCCUGAGCUACAGCUCGUGGAGAAGUUCUUAAACCUUCCUCCGAGGAUAAGUCAGUACAACUUGUAUUUCAAUGCUACCAGAGGGUUUUACUGUUUGCGGUUUAACAUUAUUUUUAAUAAGUGCCUGGCGGGCAGCAAGGGGCGCAUCCAUCCAGAGGUAGACCCCUCCGUCAUUACCAAAUUGCGCAAAUUCUUUCAUCCUUUUAAUCAAAAAUUUUACCAGAUCACUGGAAGGACAUUGAACUGGCCCUAAAAUAAUACAUUGUACAACACCAUGUGUUGUGCCCGGAGACACAUGGCAUCUCCUCUCAAUUAAAAUAUGCACUUUCCCAGACACAGCUCCCCAGUUCAUUUCUCCAUGAAUACUUGUACAUAUGCAGUGUGUGACCAAAUAUAAGAUCAAUUCUUUUUUUUUCUACUGAAACUUUACAAAAAAAUAAAUACUAAGUUGCUGCCUG
Peromyscus eremicus (cactus mouse) is the source of this 1390-nucleotide messenger RNA. RefSeq names its product heparan sulfate-glucosamine 3-sulfotransferase 5 (gene Hs3st5). Gene Ontology annotation, molecular function: [heparan sulfate]-glucosamine 3-sulfotransferase activity. The record is from RefSeq and is a predicted model, not a curated record. The transcript is spliced from 3 exons. Bases 1 to 1185 code for a protein of 394 amino acids. Lineage: Eukaryota; Metazoa; Chordata; Mammalia; Rodentia; Cricetidae.